UUGGAAGCGGCCGGGGCAGGCGUCCCGCGAGCAUGGAGGUGCCCGCUGUGAACCUCAAGGGUUAUGAAUAGCUGUGAAAUUAACCAGAGUCUUGUUAAUUUUACUUGGCUGAAGCUUGAGGAAGUUAGGAGGACCAGCACUGGAGCGGUCAGUCUGCAGCCUUGGGAAAACACCACUGGCAAUCGUUCUGGUGCACUGGCUGCUCACGACAUGCGCUCCAGCGUGGUGCUGGGGGUACCUUGCCGCUGGGGGUGCUGUCUUUCAGACACAAGGGGAUGCUUGGAGCUUCCGAACUCCUACGUGUGGGGAAACUUCACCGUCCUGGCUGUGGGGGUCUGGGCAAUUGCUCAGAGGGAUUCCAUCGAUGCAAUAAUCAUGUUCCUGAUUGGCCUGUUGAUCACAAUCCUCCUGGACAUCAUUAACAUCAGCCUCUUCUAUCCCCGGCAUAGCUCUCUAAGUGACCUGGAACGCUUCAGUUCGGGCAUGGCCAUCUUCAGCCUCCUCCUCAAACCCUUGUCAUGCCUCUUUGUCUAUCAGAUGUACCGGGAGCGUGGGGGAGAGUAUGUCGUCAACCUAGGUUUCCUCAGCGUGGGCCGGGAUCGCAGCUCAUACCAGUCGAUUGAUCAGCACAAUGCACCUUGCCCGUACCCUGAUCUGGACAGCAAGCCACCCCCACAUCCCUUCUGAGGCUGCCCCCCCUCCCUUUGCUGGAAACAGAGAGCAGGAUCUCACUGAUGUCCCCUACCCAGCAACAAAUUAAAAACUACCACUCCCUGUUUUUUUCCCCCCUAUUGGAGUAGGCUCUAAAAUGAGCAAACAACAGAGGAUCUAAUUUUACUCUCCUCCUUUUGAGCAUCCAUCCCUUCCUGAAGGUGUGUAAGUGGAUUGGGUCCUGCAGUGAGUUCAGAAUGUCCCAGAGAAGUCAGUUUAAGAACCAUAGGUCUGUCUAACCCUACCACGCCGUGCCCCACAAUGUCACUAUUGACUGAAGAAUGGCAAGAACCUUCCCUGUAGUCUCCCAGAUCGUACCCUCUGCAGCUCCUGCAUCACCGAUACACCUCGCUACCCAAGAUGUUCAUGAAGAAGCUGGCUUAAAAGGCUCUUUUAAAUGUUCAUCUGAUUGGGCAGCAGUCUACUGAGCCAGUGGGGGUGGCCUUGGUCACGUGGAUAAAUCUCACAAGCGAUUGCCGCUGGAGUUCAGACACUCUCCUGUUUUAGUAAGGUUCGGUGGACGCGUAUAAAGUUGUGUUCAUGCGAGUAACUGCCCAGGCUAGCUGAGAGUAAUUGCACACGGCUGGGCGGAGAGAAGGUGGGCCUGCAGGGCCAAUGAGUUCUUAUGCUCCCUCUGCCUAGUCUUGGGUUUUCAUUUGUUGUUUGUAUGCAGGUGGCAAGGCCACAGGGACACUGUGUGAUGACUGUUACUUGUGCGUUGUAAAUAUGUUGUGCCUUAAAACACACUUUUUGCCUUCACUUGGCAUCUAAAUAGAACUAAAUUUUUUCUAAAAUAAAAUGAGCACCUUACCGCUGA
Messenger RNA from Chrysemys picta bellii (western painted turtle), 1528 nucleotides. RefSeq names its product angiotensin II receptor associated protein (gene AGTRAP). NCBI's taxonomy places the organism in Eukaryota, Metazoa, Chordata, Testudines, Emydidae. Gene Ontology annotation, biological process: regulation of blood pressure; angiotensin-activated signaling pathway. Gene Ontology annotation, cellular component: plasma membrane. The record is from RefSeq and is a predicted model, not a curated record.